CGCCACCAACAUUCUGCUCAGCAUGCGUCCGGCCGUCCUGCUGCGCCUCGCGCGGCCGCUGCACACGUCUGCGCGCCUCGCCCUGCCGCGUGCCUCGCCGCGUGCGCGCCUCACGCCCGUGUCGGACGCCGCUGCCGCGUUUGGCGAGCCGCACGAGGCGCAGCCGUCGGGCUCGGCGCACAGCGCAGUCGCCUCUAGCAGCACGUCGCAGGCACUGCCUCAGGACGACGAGCUGCCGUGGUUCCUGGCCGCUCCGCCCAUCGCCGUGCCCGAGGCACCGCCCGCACCCGUGGCGCCCGCGUCUGACCUGCCGCCGGCGCUCGACGGCCUGCGCGCCGCCCUGCAGGCCUCGUCCUUCUCGCGCCUCCUCACGCCGCAGGAGAGCACGGACCGCGAGGUGCUGCGCUUCAUCCACGCGCGCGCCGUCGACCACGAGGCGUGGUGCGAGUGGAUCGUCGUCGUCGAGGUGGAGAGCGCAAGUGGAGGCGCCGUGGCGGGCCUGGCGCGCGUGGCCGGCGACUACCUGCGGCAAACACCUCCGCCACCGCGUGCCGGCUCACCUCUUGACGCGCUUGGAGCGCCACUGAAGCCUCGGCAGGCUGAAGCCCGGGCAGAGCCGCGAACUCCCGGCGUACCGCGGGCGGCGCACAACGCUGGCCGUGACCUCGAGGACUGGGAGCUGCGCAAGGCGGCGCAGGCUGAGCAGGGCAACUGGCGGCCGAAGCGCAUUAUCUCGCGCGAGGCACAGAACGGCCUGCGCGCGCUGGCCGACUCGGACCCGACUUGGACCUCUGCGCGCCUGGCCGAGCACUUCCGCAUCUCGCCCGAGGCUGUGCGGCGCAUCCUGCGCAGCCGCUGGGAGGCGCCGGGUGCCGUUGUCGGCCGGCAAAAUCGCAGGGCCCAGGAGCGCGAAGAGGAGCGCAAGGCGGGCUACCAGGCGCGCCAGCGCGAGAGCGAGGAGAUGGAGUCGGUGUGGCGUGCGCUGGGCGACGAGAGUGCCGGCGCCGAGGCGGACGAGCUUGAGCUUGAGGAGCCAGACGCCGACGAGCCCUCCGCCAAGCGGUAUCGGCAGAAGGUCGUGUACGAAGGCCUUGUUGGGCCCGACAUCCCGACGCCGCGCAAGAGCACGCCUGCGUCGCGCGGCGAUGGCGAGUGGUGCGCCGUGGACGCGGACUGGUGCGUGGUGCACGUCAUGACGUCCAAGGCGCGGAGGACAUGGGACGUCGAGGGGCGAUGGAGCGCAAAGCAAGCGCGCGACGAGCCAGCCGUGCCCGAAUUGCGGACAAGAGCAUCGCGGCGAGCAGGCGGCCGCUACAAUGUCGCCGGCUAGGCACGCAAAGCACUACCUCUUCUCUCACACGCAUACGGACGCAAAGGGGCAUUACAUACAUUCAUUGACAAGCGGGUGCAAAUCCGCCGCUGCAAGGG
This is a messenger RNA of Tilletiopsis washingtonensis, 1428 nucleotides long. RefSeq lists its product as hypothetical. The transcript has 2 exons. The coding region runs from base 23 to 1330 and encodes 435 amino acids. Gene Ontology annotation, cellular component: nucleus. The record is from RefSeq and is a predicted model, not a curated record. NCBI's taxonomy places the organism in Eukaryota, Fungi, Basidiomycota, Exobasidiomycetes, Entylomatales.